UUUUAGAAUAAAUAGGGUAUAAUAGUUAGGCAACACAACAAGAGAGGCCAGCCAACAUAGGCAAAGCCAUAAAGCAACUUGAAACUCAAGAAAGAAUACAGGAAAUCUCAACUCAAAAAAACUAAAGAUGCCCUUCAUAUUAACAACUAUAAGUAGAAGACGGUUUUCCUUGCAUAAUCAUACAAACAAACAAUAAUCCUUCUCUCAACCAUUUGUUCCAUUGCAUAGCAUUGUGCAUAAUUAAGCUUACUUCAAGGAAAAAGAAUGGCAAUCAAAACCAAGAAUUCAUCAGCAGCACCUUCUUACAUCGAUUUCGAUCCUUUGUGUGAUUUGCACACAGAGGAAGGUCUUGAAACUUUGAUCAUCAACCUCCCUGACUUUAAGAAAAAUCAACUAAAGGUACAAGUUAACAAAGAUGGAGUCCUUAGAGUAAGCGGCGAGAGGCCAACAAAUGCAGAUGGAACAAAGAGGUGCCGAUUCAUCAAGGACACAAAAUUAUUAGAGAGUUGUGAUGUAAACGGGAUUCGAGCUAAGUUCACUGAAGGACGUCUUCAUGUUAUGAUACCAAAGAAAGUUACUCCUACAAUUCCUAAAAUCAUCCAAGAACCACACCCUACAACAUCGCCGACUCCUCCUCAUCAAGCAGAGGAGGUUACAGAGAAUCAAAAGUUGAAACAACCCGAGCCUGCCACGAAUUCGGACGACCACAAAACAAAGGAUGAUAAUAAUAAUAAUAAUACAAGUGCUGAAAAUGAUAAAAUGGCCGAGCCCGAGACACGUAUGACGAGUGAUGAUCAAGUAAAGGAUGAUCAUCAUAUGUUUGAGCAUGGAAGUAUCAUGCAAAGGUUGCACUUACAAGGAAGAAAGGUGGCGUUGGGAUUUGGUGUCGCUGUUGUUACAAUGGUAGCAAUUGGAGCUUUUGUGGCUUCUUAAUGAAAAAAAUAUGGGUUAUUAAUUAAAAUUGGAUUUUAUGUUUUUAAUUAAGUUGUAUAUGGAAGAGUAAAGGAUAAUCUAAGCUCUUCUUGUUGUGUAUUGUUCUGAUUUAAAAUUUGGGUUAAGGGGAUAUGUGUACAUAUGCUCUAUAAAGUGUAAUGAAAUAUUAAAGCAUGAAUAAAGAAAUUUGUGA
Messenger RNA from Chenopodium quinoa (quinoa), 1126 nucleotides. RefSeq lists its product as uncharacterized. The transcript is spliced from 2 exons. NCBI's taxonomy places the organism in Eukaryota, Viridiplantae, Streptophyta, Magnoliopsida, Caryophyllales, Amaranthaceae. Bases 265 to 933 code for a protein of 222 amino acids. The record is from RefSeq and is a predicted model, not a curated record.